This is a messenger RNA of Ziziphus jujuba (common jujube), 2730 nucleotides long. Its product is annotated as DEAD-box ATP-dependent RNA helicase 6. Gene Ontology annotation, molecular function: RNA helicase activity; ATP binding; mRNA binding. The transcript has 11 exons. The record is from RefSeq and is a predicted model, not a curated record. NCBI's taxonomy places the organism in Eukaryota, Viridiplantae, Streptophyta, Magnoliopsida, Rosales, Rhamnaceae. Gene Ontology annotation, biological process: P-body assembly; cytoplasmic stress granule assembly. The coding region runs from base 488 to 1969 and encodes 493 amino acids. Gene Ontology annotation, cellular component: cytoplasmic stress granule; P-body.
CAACCAUUGGUCCAUUGCUUCCCCUCAAACUAGCAAUCUUCGCCAUUUCCACAAAACCCUAGAACCUUUUUGUUUUUUGGCUCCAUUCUCUACGGUCUACCCCUUUGAAAUCUCAGAGCAAGAAAAACCCUACACCCUUGUAACUCUCUCUCUCUCAUCGCAAGUCCGAGCACAUACGACGUCGUUUUUUUUUUUUUUUUAAUCGUAGUUGGAGAUCGAAUUUGUUUGCCACGAGGUCCAGACCCGCAAUUGAGAAAAUCGCUGACUGGGAUGAUCCUCUGUACUUGUGAACCGAGAUCAGGUUCUGGAAACUAUGCUUAAAGCUCAAACCUCGUGAACGCCAAAUCCGUAACCUUAAUUGCAUUUGAUUGACUGUUUUGGCAGUAAAUUUUUCUGUGCAUUGGCUGCUUUUGGUCUUUAAAAAACCGACCAAAAUCUGUGUAGUUGAAACUUGAAAUCUAGUUUAAAUUCCAUCUCAUUUGAACCAAUGCACAACCCUAGAGGGAGAUACCCUCCCGGGAUUGGUGCUGGGAGAGGCGGGGGCAUGAAUGCAAACCCUGCAUUUCAGUCAAGAGCCCCUCAGCAACAGUAUGUACAGAGGAGUGUGGUUCAGAAUCCGCACUAUCUUCCCCAGCAGCAACACCAGCAACAGCACCAGCAGCAGCAGCAGUGGUUGAGGAGGGCUCAGUUGGGCAGUGCAGCUGAUUCGAAUGUAGAUGAAGUCGAGAAGACAGUACAGUAUGAAGCUGUGGACUCAAGUUCACAAGAUUGGAAGGCAAGGUUAAAAAUGCCCCCACCUGAUACUCGCUAUAAAACAGAGGAUGUGACGGCAACUAAGGGAAAUGAAUUUGAGGACUACUUUCUGAAACGUGAGCUGCUAAUGGGAAUAUAUGAGAAGGGAUUUGAAAGACCAUCUCCUAUUCAGGAGGAAAGUAUUCCUAUUGCUCUAACUGGUAGUGAUAUUCUUGCAAGAGCUAAAAAUGGAACUGGAAAAACGGCUGCCUUUUGCGUCCCUGCCUUGGAGAAAAUUGAUCAAGAUAUCAAUGUCAUACAAGUUGUUAUACUUGUUCCAACUCGUGAGCUUGCUCUUCAAACAUCACAAGUUUGCAAGGAGCUUGGGAAGCAUUUGAAUAUUCAAGUUAUGGUUACUACUGGAGGUACCAGUUUGAAAGAUGAUAUCAUGCGUUUAUAUCAGCCUGUUCAUUUACUUGUUGGAACACCUGGAAGAAUUUUAGAUCUUGCGAAAAAGGGUGUUUGCGUCCUGAAAGACUGCUCAAUGCUUGUCAUGGAUGAGGCUGAUAAGCUUCUGUCCCCGGAGUUCCAACCAUCAAUUGAGCAAUUGAUUCGGUUUUUGAGUCCAAAUCGACAAAUUUUGAUGUUUUCAGCUACAUUUCCUGUUACGGUUAAGGAUUUUAAGGAUAGAUAUCUUCAGAAACCUUAUGUUAUUAACCUUAUGGAUGAGCUUACUCUAAAGGGUAUUACACAAUUUUAUGCUUUUGUUGAAGAAAGGCAGAAAGUUCACUGUCUGAACACUCUUUUCUCUAAGCUUCAAAUAAACCAGUCAAUUAUCUUCUGCAAUUCUGUGAACCGGGUGGAGUUGUUGGCCAAGAAAAUUACAGAACUUGGCUAUUCGUGUUUUUAUAUUCAUGCAAAGAUGCUUCAAGACCAUCGUAACAGAGUAUUUCAUGACUUCCGCAAUGGUGCUUGCAGAAAUCUCGUAUGUACUGAUUUGUUUACAAGGGGAAUAGACAUUCAAGCGGUCAAUGUUGUCAUUAACUUUGAUUUCCCCAAGAACUCAGAAACAUAUCUCCAUAGGGUUGGUCGAUCUGGACGGUUUGGACACCUGGGUUUAGCUGUGAAUUUGAUCACCUAUGAGGAUCGUUUUAACUUGUAUAGAAUUGAGCAGGAACUUGGCACUGAGAUAAAGCAAAUUCCUCCCCAAAUUGAUCAGGCAAUUUAUUGCCGGUGACCCAUGAUGGAAAACUCGCUUUGUGGACAACAUGGUUGAUGAAGUUGCACAUUUGAUCUACUGCUGCAUCAGAGGAGACAUUCUGAGAAGUAGAUACUGUGAAUGGAGAAAUCUGUCUUUGAUGUAGGUGGUAUCUUCCCUUGGAAAUUGGAAUGCUUUUAUUUGUUUCUGAAUUUUCAUAGCCCUGAAACAUUAACAGGACCUUAAUAGAAGUCUAUAUUGGUUUAUAGAUGCUGGCUUCUUUUCAGGGUCCUCUUUGACUAACUUGCUGGUUUAGGAACUAUUUGCUCUUGUUCUAGUCUGUUCAUACGCUCAGUUGAACUGUUGAAAGAAGUACUUUAUUCAGCCACCAAAAAAAAAAAAAAAAAAAAAAAAAAAAAGAGAGAAAAAGACAAAAAAAAAAAGGAAAAAAAAGAAAAGAAAAAAAAAUAUUUCUGUUUUUUUAAAAAUUGUUUUGUUUUUAUAGUUCUUAAGAGUUUUACCCAUUUUCAGUACAUGGUUAGUUAUUAGUUCCUUCUCCAGUAUUUUGACGAGAAUGGGUAACCAAUUUAUGCUUUGGAUGGUGACCAUGAAAUAGUCUCUUCAGUUAGUGCUUCAUGAAGCCGGUGCUGUUUUGCCUAGAAAAUGGAAGCUGAUCUCGUGAUUCUUCUUGUAUUUUGUUGCUGAGAAAUAGGGCUUCUAAGCUAGACGAUGUGCUUCUUUCUAGCUUUGUUCAUCUCUACUCCUUAUAAAUUCAAAUGACAUAUCUUUUAUUUAGAGAA